CCAAAACUAUAAGGCGACCCUGCGAUUCGAGAGAGCAGAGAGGGAUCGAUUCAUUCGGUUUUGUUUUGUUGUUGUAAUCUUCUUUCCUUUGAAGGUACUGUGGUGUUAGGGUUUUGAGUUCCUCUGCAAUGGCGCUCAAAUUUUUGAACAAGAAAGGAUGGCACACGGGGAGCCUCAGAAACAUCGAGAACGUGUGGAAGGCGGAGCAGAAGCAUGACGCCGAGCAGAAGAAGUUGGAAGAGCUUCGCAAGCAGAUUCAGGAAGAGCGAGAGCGCAACGACUUUCGCCUUCUUCAGGAGCAAGCUGGCCUCGUUCCUCGCCAGGAGAGGUUGGAAUUUCUCUACGAUUCCGGGUUGUCCGUUGGAAAGUCUUCCAAUUCCGAAGGAUUCAAGUCCCUUGAGCAGUUCCCCAAAUCCGAUGCUACGGAACCGCCCUUAUCCUCUGCUUCAAAGGAAGGGGCAAGUGUGCCCGGAGCAUUGUUCGAAGACAAGCCUCAAUCUGCCAAUGAUGCUUGGAGGAAGCUCCAUUCCGACCCUCUGCUCAUGAUUCGCCAGCGUGAGCAGGAGGCGCUUGCCAAGAUCAAAAACAACCCUGUCAAGAUGGCUAUGAUCAAGAAAUCGAUUGAAGGAACAGAACGCAAAGAGAAGGCUCACAAUAAAAAGGAAAAGCGGAAGAAGCACCGUUCUAGUAAAUCCAAGCAUAAAGAGCAGUCUGAUUCGGAAGAUGACACUACUGAAAGGAGAAAAUCAAAGCAUAAAAAACAGUCUGAUUCAGAAGAUGACACCACUGAAAGGAGAAAAUCAAAGCAUAAAAAACAGUCUGAUUCGGAAGAUGACACCACUGAAAGGAGAAAAUCAAAGUAUAAAAAACUGUCUGAUUCAGAAGAUGAAACUACUGACAGGAGAAAAAGAAAGACUGGGAAUGUAGACUCUGACAGGAGUCGUCAUAAUGCUCGAUCAGAUUCAGGGCAUGAAUCAAGUGAUGGAGAAAAGAGAAGAAGGAAGAAUAACUAUGAAGACAAAAGAUACAGGGAAAGAUCACCCAGUCACCAAUGGAGACAAAGAAAUGGCAAAGACUAUAAAGAAGAUGCUGGUGACAGAUAUUAUAACAUGUCUAGGUCAGAAAAAUAUGCUUCAGAGGGCCAGUCCAAAGUAGAUGCCCCUAAAAGUGGGGACAGGAGAUUUUCUGAAGCAAGUUCUAAUAGAUAUUCUGCCUCUUCACAUGAACGUGGAUCACACUAUAAGCGCAGAAAUGUGGCACCUAAACUUACAGAUGAAGAGCGGGCUGCUAAACUUAGGCAUAUGCAAUUGGCUGCCGAGUUGCAUGAAGAACAGAGAUGGAAACGCAUAAAGAAGGCUGAGGAGUCUGAUGCACAGGAAGCAAUCGAAAAUAAUAAAGCUGGUGGCAAGAAUUUCUUGGAUACUGCUCAGAAAAGUGUAUAUGGCGCUGCUGAAGGAGGGAGCACAUCAAUAGCUGAGAGUGUUCGUCGUCGGACACAUUAUUCUCAAGGCAGGUCUGGUGGGGAAGGCAAUGCAUUUCGGCGAUGAAUGCUGCCUGGUUUUAUCACCAAAUUUACUUAUAAGUUUAAUAACUCUUGUUUCUAAAGUUUCACCAAUUGUAUCACUAAAUCCUUAUAUUUAAAAGUAUUUCAUUUUAGUUUUUAUA
This is a messenger RNA of Cajanus cajan (pigeon pea), 1665 nucleotides long. RefSeq lists its product as uncharacterized. Lineage: Eukaryota; Viridiplantae; Streptophyta; Magnoliopsida; Fabales; Fabaceae. Gene Ontology annotation, biological process: mRNA splicing, via spliceosome. Gene Ontology annotation, cellular component: U2-type spliceosomal complex. The record is from RefSeq and is a predicted model, not a curated record.